Messenger RNA from Etheostoma spectabile (orangethroat darter), 1204 nucleotides. RefSeq lists its product as uncharacterized. The transcript is spliced from 2 exons. The record is from RefSeq and is a predicted model, not a curated record. Bases 220 to 1197 code for a protein of 325 amino acids. Gene Ontology annotation, molecular function: nucleic acid binding. NCBI's taxonomy places the organism in Eukaryota, Metazoa, Chordata, Actinopteri, Perciformes, Percidae.
ACCCGUAACAAAUCAGGCAAAACAGCAGCAGAUAAGAUUUUCAACGAUUUUGCCCUGAAAUAUGGAUUCCCUGCUAAAAUUCAUCAUGAUCAAGGCAGAGAAUUUGAGAACCGUUUAUUCAGACAACUACAGAAAUACACGGGCAUUGCAAACUCUAAAACAACUCCUUACCACCCACAAGGGAACCCAGCUGAAAGAUUUAAUCGUACAUUGUUAUCUAUGCUGCGGACCUUGGAUGAGGAGAAAAAGGGAAAUUGGAGUGACUAUGUGAGCAAAGUUGUACACGCUUACAAUUGUACGACCAGUGAAGCAACAGGUUAUUCCCCUUUCUAUCUGCUGUUUGGUAGAAAGCCACGCUUGCCAAUUGAUGUAAUAUUUGGGAUAAAUGAGGAGGAAGGAUGUAACUCCUAUGAGGAAUAUGCAAAAAAAUGGCAGCAACAAAUGAAAGAAGCAUAUGACAUUGCAUCCAAAACUAUCAAAAAGACUACAGCAAGAGGAAAAACAUACUAUGAUCAAAAGAGACAAAGUGCAAUGCUUUCUCCAGGUGACAGAGUCCUUGUUAGAAACAUGUCGGAACGAGGAGGGCCUGGGAAAUUGCGCUCAUAUUGGGAAAAGCAAAUACAUAUUGUGGUUUCUCAAAAGGGCAGAGACAGCCCAGUUUAUGAAGUCAAGGCUGAAAAUGGCACAGGGAAUAGCAGAAUCCUCCAUCGUAACAUGUUAAUGCCCUGUGAUGCAUUACCACAGCAGGAACCAGCUAAAAAAACUGGAAAGAAUCUGCAUAUUCAAAAAGCAAAGAGACACAGGGAAAGUAAAACAAAAGAUACUUCAGAGGAUUUGGAGACUUCAAGUGAUGAUGAAUGCUACUGGGCUAAUAGACUGAGACACCAUCACCACAAGCCUGGAGAGCAAAAUGUUGCACCUCAAAAUGCUCCUGAAAUAAUUCAGCCGGAAGCUGAGGCUGAAACAGAGGAGGUCAGGGUUGAAACUCCUGCCCCCGUGCUAGUGGCCCAGGACACUACAGAAAGGGACAUAGGUAGUACCGAAGAGGUGUCACAUACAGUUUCAGCUGCAGACUGUCCUGUCAACCAGGAGUCAGAACUUACUGACAUGCAACCACGUCGUUCACAGAGAGAGAGACGACCCAGAGAAACACUGACGUAUGACUCGUUAGGUCAUCCAACGCAUCGUGUGGUGUAACAUUUGA